CAAGCACGAACAAAUCGACGAGGACCAUAUCAAACGAAAGCAAACAAAACAAAACGUUGGCGAUUGUAUUGUGUCUGUUUUGUUUGGAUAUACUUUUUCAUUUAUAAAGUAAUCUCUUCAAAAAAAAUUAAGUUAUUUUAGUGGAGAUAACAUGGAAGGCCCUGGCAUGAGUUUGUUUCAAGGUGCUCCAAGCAUCCAUAUAAACAACAGUGCUCAAGACAGACUCGAAGAACAAGAAGAAUUAGAAGACCAGAAACGACGAAAUGCAGAGUUAAAAGAUAAACUUGCUAAUGCAUUUGAUGAUCUUAUGGAUGAUGAUGAGGCUAGUUCAGUGAAUAGCAGUGGAAACUUCACCUUAGAUGGGGGACAAACUAAUGGAGCAACACCACACACAAGGUCGGGUCAGCCACCUACUUAUGUAGAGUCUCUGAAUCAUCUGAAGGAGCAACAUGCCUUAGAAUCCCCCAAGCCUUACUGUGAAACUCCUAAGAACCACAUUUCCCAUAUGAGACAAGCAGAGGAACAUCUAAAACAUCAGUUUAGCCCCUUUGGUGCUGGCGAUUACUUUCAGCAAGAUUUCAGAGGUCAUCUUAAUGGCAUCAAUAAUUUUGAUGCCAGGCAAGAAUAUAUGGACAAUGAGAAACUGAAAGUAAUGUAUGAGAUGCGGGUAAAGGAAUGUCAACAACUAGCCGCUCAGAUGGAGAAGCAAGAUAGUGAAGUGGAUGCACUGCGGGCGCGCCUCGCAGCCUCUGUCACUGACCGUGAGAAAGCAGAACUGUCCGUGCAAGAAGCUCAUCACUUGCUUGCUUCUAGCAAGCACAAGAUAAUUGAGCUGGAGCAGCAAGUUACAGCUCUCACGGAGAAACUUAUGGAGAGUGAUCAGGAGAAGGAACAUUUGAGAAUGGAGCUACGGUCAGCUAACAUCAGUCAUCAGGAUGUACAGCAAAGACUGCAUACAUUUCAGGUAGCUCACACACAUGAUACUGACGCACUGUUCAGGGAACAGAAAGAAAGGCAUAGACUUGAAAUGGACCGAUUGCAAAAUGAUUUAUUGAAAGCAAAAAAUAGAUUGGAAGAUAAAGAAAAGGAAAUAAAAACGCUAGAACGUCGUUGCAUGGACCGAGACAGAGAGAAAGAAGAGUUACUCAUAGAGAAGGGUGCCACAAUAAACCGUUUAGCUGCCGAAUUGGAGGCCGCUCAAACAAGGCUUGUUAGUGGGGAGUCCGCGCGGUUGAAGGAGAAAGUGUCCCAACUGACAACUGAGAGGAACGCCGCUAGGGAACAGGUUAAGGAGCUGGGGUCAAAAUUGGAAGUGACUGCGCAUGAGUUAGUACUGUGUCGCAAUAAACUGUCAACCAGUCAGAAGGAGUACGACAAUUGGCGAUCGACUCUCAAUCAAAUUUUGACCGAAUCUUUACCAGAUAACACAUAUUUAGGUGAACCACCUUCGCCCGGUAAAUUGACGACGUUAAAAGAAAUCCUCAGUAGAUAUAAACUUCAACUACAAAAACUGCCGACAUUACAAGAAGAGAUUGUCAAAAGGGACAAAAAAUUAGAACAGCAUCGCAAACAAGAAUCAGAACUUCGGUCAAAAAUAGAGGAGCACAAAGGUAUAGAGAUGCAACUGAACUCUCGAAUAGCGGUGCUUCAGAAUAAGUUGGAAUUGUUAGGGAGCAACUCUGAUAGCGAUUUACUCGAAAGUUACAAAGCACAGAAUGAACGGCUGCAAGCGGAGAUUGAGGAAGCAAGAGCGGAACUUAAAAAGCUGGAUCUCAAGUACACAGAGCUAGAAUUGGAAUACGACAAGUUGAAGUCGGAGAAAGGCAGUCGCGCGUCUAUCGUACAAGAAGCCAACGCGGACCUACUUAGAGAAUUGGAGCGGUACAGCGCGCAACUCAAAGAUACGCUCAAAGAGAACGGAGAACUUAAGAAUUUAUAUCUGCAAGCGUGUAGUACUCGUGACGCAGCGUCAAGAGAACUCAAAGAUAUACAAAGCAAGAUUCAAAAAGAGCGGGAUUUAUACAAAUCUCAAGAGAAGGAUUAUGUGGCGCGGAUAGAAAAAGAAAAACAACAAGUUGAGAAGGUGACGUCGGAGUUGACGAGCGCUAAGGAGGAGUUAGAAAAGGCCAAUAAGAGAAUAUCGGAGUUGCAUAAAGAGUUUACCGAUAAACAGAAAGAGUUUACGGACAGACUGAACAAAUAUCUUGAUGAUGAGAAAAGCGCAAUGAGGAAAGAAAUGGAGUCAUGUGCACAGUGCGAGAAAAACUUGAAGCAGAUACGACACCUAGAGGACCAACUUAGCAAAUGUAACAUCAAAUUAGCGUCACAAGAAAGCAACGAGGAACUGAUGCGGGAAUUGAGAGGCAAAGCAGAGUUCUUUCAGCAGUAUAUAAUGGAGCGGUUCAGGAAACUCGGAGAUCAGAGAUCGGUGGGCACCAACACGGACGGCGACCGCGAGCCCUGCGCCCGCCGCGAGCCCGGCGCCGAUGGGGAGCAGGACCCUGAUGAUGGACUGGCUGCUAAGACCGCACUAAUGAUGAAAGAAAAGGCGAUAAGAGACCAGAUAGCCGAAAAGUUCACUCUAGAGAUGAAAACAAUGGAAAUGAACUGCGCGAGACGCAUAAAGGAACUUGAAAACGAGCAUCUAGGCUCAAUAACGAAAUUGAAAGAAUUGCUGGAAAGGAAAGCGCAGGAAGUGGAGACUUUGAAGGAAUUCAUACUCGGGGAAAGAGCAAAGGUGACACAUAUACUAGAAGCUAAAGAGAACGAGAUAUCUGUACUUAUAAAGGAACACAAUGAAUUGCAAUCUGAAUGUCAAAAAGCGAAGGACAGUUUAGGGGAAUGGAGGGUCAAAGCGGAGAAAUACAAAGAUAAAAUAACGAAAGUUUGUACGUUAGAAGAAACUUUGAAGAAGGAAAGAGAGUCUAUGAAGAACAAAGUGGCUGAGUUGCAUUCGAAACAUACGCAAUUGGAACAAAAGUUUGAACGCCUGCAGGCAGAACAUGCGACGCUGCAGGAUAAAUAUAAGAAUGCAAAGAUAACUAUCUUUACAUAUAAGGAGUAUAUAGUGAAGAAGGACGACCACGUGAACAAUGAAAUGAACCGAAUACAGGAUGAGUACAGGAAGAUAUUCAUGAAGCUGCAGACACAGAUCAAUUACCACAUGAACUGCCGGGUACAAGAGGAGCGAAGCAAGGAGAAAAGACAGGCGCAACAGUUUGAUUACUCAGAGAAGAUGGAAAAAUUAAGCGAGGACUUCGCCCGGCUCGCGCAGUCUCGCUUCAAAGAAAAUGGCGACUUCAACAAGCAGUGACGUCACGCAUAGCGCACGCGCACCCCAUCACCGUCCCACGGCCUAGUGCUGGGAUAAAGGUUUCUAUUUACCUGCCUUAUUAGAAUCAGAGGGAUUUCGCACGGAAUCGUGCACGUAAACGCAAAUUUGUUUGAAAUGGCAUAGUGCCAUCGCGUUUUCACUAAAUGGCGCUGGUUAAAUUUUAUAGAAAUUUUUGUUGACCCUAGAGGUUUCCUGUACUUUGUACGAUGUUUUAAAACAAGUCUUAGUGAAUCUUUAUAUAAUAUUUUGGGUUCGACGGGAUGUAAGUCCUUAAGCGAUAGUGCCUUUUGCAUAGGAUAUAGCGUUAUGUGUCUAAUGACAGCCUAAAACUAAUACUUGGUUUUAUUUUAUGUUUGUCGUGGCUCUCGUUGCCGCCUUGAAAGUAUGUGGAUUUACUUAGAUUCAGUGAUGUUUCAACUUUUCAUGUCGAUUUCUUUGCUAAAACCUGUUAAAACGGUUUAUAGCUCUAUACAAAGGUUAAAACAUAGUUGUUAAUUAUACAUCAAUUCAAUAACAAUAAAUUGGAUAAUAAUAUUUGUUUUUUAAAGGUGGGUGAAUUUAGUAUUUUAUUAUGUAAAUAUAUUGCCGUAAUUGGCGAAUUUGUACAAGUUAAUAAUUAGUAUUUUAAUUAGAAGAAUUGCAUUUGUUAGGAGUAAGCAAGGAUACAAUUCGAAUAUCUACAAUUUAAACAAAGACUGCAAAUAAUUAACAAAGUCGCAAAUGUCCCAGUUUUAGCCUUAUUAUAUUGUAUAUCAUACAGUUAUGUAUAUGUAUGUUGACUGAACAAUCGAAUUGAUAAAAUCAUUCCAUGAUAUAAAACUAUUUUACCUGUGAUAGUCUGGUAUUGAUUUAAGUAUACAAUAAUGACCAGUAUUAUAAAAAAGUUCAAAAUAAACCUCAACAUUCCUUUUGAUUCCAUUCAUUGUCUUGAUGUGUUGGGUAUUUUCGAAUUUAUCGUUUGUAUCUGCUCAAACUACCUAGUAUUAUUAUUAUGAGUAAUGUUGAUUUUCGUUUAAUGUUAAAUAUUAUAUAUUUAAAUUAAUUAUAAUUAAAUCGAUUGGUGUCUACCCGAUCGUUAAAUAUAAUUAUGAAGUUAUAAAUAAAAUUGAAUUAUAAUUACUAUAUAAGAUCCGUCCUAUUCCCAAGAAGGUAAAAAUAUCUAAGUACUUAUAACAAGACUCAUUCUGUUUCUUUUCUUUUUUAUGUAAAUAUUCUCUAAUCACUUUUAUCUAUAGCUUCAUAACUAAAACGGAGCCAUUUUAGGUUUCUUUCCUGUUCUUAAAGCAAUUAAAAAUAAAACUAUUAUUUUAGA
This is a messenger RNA of Amyelois transitella, 4646 nucleotides long. RefSeq names its product protein Hook homolog 3 (gene asl). The transcript has 19 exons. Bases 152 to 3313 code for a protein of 1053 amino acids. The record is from RefSeq and is a predicted model, not a curated record. NCBI's taxonomy places the organism in Eukaryota, Metazoa, Arthropoda, Insecta, Lepidoptera, Pyralidae.